AUGAAAAUCUACCAAGAGUUGCUUCAAAAAUAUAAUUUUACAAAACCAUUCGAUUUUAAUAACAACAUGAUUAGCUGAAAUGACAAAAAUUGAAAAGGAAAUGUCAAAGAUAAACUCAAAAUCUAUUGAAGAAACGAAAACAUGAGCAUAAUAAAUAAAAAAGUAACAUUAAAGAUGUUUAAAGAAUUAAGGAAUCAAACUUUUACCACGAAUAAACUCCCAAAAUUCUGAAUACUGAAUAAAAACCUAAUUACUGAAACAAGAAUAAAGGCUGCUUGAAGAUAUGGUGCUGGUCCAUCUAAAGUAUUAGUUCUAUUGAGAAACAGAAAUAAUCAAGAUAACACUUCGAAUUUAUGUGAAUUAUGUAAAGUCAAGGAAACAGAUAAACAUAUUCUUAACGAAUGCAUAAAAUAUAAAAACGAAAGAAUCAAAUUUAUACAAAGAUUAUAA
Blepharisma stoltei is the source of this 450-nucleotide messenger RNA. The record is from the annotation of a GenBank genome assembly. Lineage: Eukaryota; Ciliophora; Heterotrichea; Heterotrichida; Blepharismidae.